This is a messenger RNA of Chanos chanos (milkfish), 3018 nucleotides long. It is a transcript of the gene nlrc3l, whose product is annotated as NLR family, CARD domain containing 3-like. NCBI's taxonomy places the organism in Eukaryota, Metazoa, Chordata, Actinopteri, Gonorynchiformes, Chanidae. The transcript is spliced from 7 exons. The coding region runs from base 94 to 2391 and encodes 765 amino acids. The record is from RefSeq and is a predicted model, not a curated record.
CGGAAGCAGUUUAGCCCGUUCGGGCAAUCCUUGGGAUUCGGUCUGGGACGCGUGAAAUAUGAUCAACAAUUGUUGGUAAAAUCGUGAGGAGCCAUGAGUUUGGACGGGAGCGACAACGACUCGGAGGUGGAGCGGAUCUGCAGAGAACGCCCACCCAGCAGUUAUGGUUCUAUGCAGAGUGAGGACCAUGAUGAAGAGUUCGAUGACCCUCCAGAAUCCACACUCAGGGUCAUAACUGAACCACCUGUCUCCACCACCAGAAAUGGAUUACAUCGGUCGGACUCUCCACAGACUGAGUUCACAGAACGGACUCAAGGCCAGUCUGUUGUCAUUCCCAAGGAAGGAGCUUUUCUCAACGAACAGAGGGGAAGAGAGCUAGUAGUUGAGGAAGAGGAAGAAAAUGGUGAAGAGGAGAUGGAGGAGGAGCAGAUGGAGGAGGAGCAGAUGGAGGAGGAGCAGGGUGUUGUUGAAGAGCCAGUGGAUGUGCAGCCACCACCAGAAGGAGUUGGUCUGCAGUCAGGAGUCCUGCACCUGGAACUCAGACUGCCAUACAUAUUCAAGUCGAUGCAGAAGAUUCUGUCUCAGCUAAACUGGGGGGAGAUGAACAUGUUCAAAAGGAAUCUGUGCAGUCGUCACAAAAACCAGUUUGUGUUUUCGGACCUGGAGGAGAGCGAUGUUCUGGAUGUGGUGGAUAAACUUUUGGAACGCUGUGAGAAAGGAGAAGCUGUCCAAAUGGCCACGAGAACACUACAAAACAUCAACAAACAGGAGUUAGCAGCAGAACUGGAGAAAACAUGCAGGCGAGCUCUGAUUCAAUAUGAGCUGAGACUCAGCCAUAAGCGACGAUACUAUUGCAUCUAUGAGGGGGUCGCUCGUGCUGGCCAGCAGAUCUUCAUCAAUUACAUUUAUGUCGAGCCACUCAUUUCCAUUGGAGGAGACCGGGUUGUAAAUAUGGACCACGAAGUCCGACGGGCUCCUCCCAGUAACCAUGGAACCUUCAUUCGACCCAAUGACAUUUUCAGACCCUUGUUGCCGGAUGCUAAAAGCGUCCGGACCGUCCUGAUGACUGGGCCUCCAGCCAUCGGCAACUCAGUGGCUGUUCAGAAGUUCAUUGUGGACUGGACUGACAAUGUGGCGAACCAGGACUUCCAGUUUGUUUUUCCAUUGCCAGGGCGGGAGCUGAAUUUGGUGUGUCACACAGACCAGAGUUUGUUGGAUAUUCUCACAACAUUCUAUACAGAAACACGGGACAUGGACUUUCUCCAGGAACCAGACUGCUCGUGCCUCUUCAUCAUCGAUGGUUUUGAAAUGUGCAACCAUCCGCUGGACUUUCAGAACAAUCCGAAAAUCUCAGACAUUAAAACUCCGGGCAAGAUGGACGCCCUGCUGACCAGCUUGCUCUCGGGAACGUUACUGCCACACGCCAAAAUCUGGGUCACGGGACAUCGCUUCGCUUGCCGAAAAAUUCUGCCCAAGUAUGUGGAUCGUCUAGUGGAGCUGAGAGGCUUUACUGAUGAACAGAAGGAUGAAUAUUUCACCAAACGGGCCAAAGACCUGGAGGUGGGGGCUCGGGUUCUUGCCCAUGUCAAACGUUCCAGAACCCUCUACCUGAUGUGCCAUAUGCCCCUGUUCUGCUGGAUUGUGGCGUAUGUUUAUGAACGGGCUUUUCGAGACCCAGAAUACGGUCAGGAUCCUCCCAACGCCACCAACUUCUACACCCAGUACGUCAUCGUCCAAACCAACCGCAGGAUUGAGCGCUUCGUCGGAACGGGUCUUGAGGCACAGCGCUGGAGGGACCAUGACAAGGAAUUCCUUCGGAAUCUUGGGAAGUUAGCUCUGAGGCUUCUGGAAUCGGAGAGGGAGGACAUCCAGGAGAAGGAGCUGACAGACAUGGGCUUUGACCUGCAGCAAGUGGCGAGCCGCUGCGGUCUGCUGACCGAGGUCGUGGAAAGACCUGACGGUGAUGCCAGAAAACGAACGUUCCGCUUCAUCCACUUCACGCUGCAGGAGUACAUGGCAGCGCUGUACGUGUACCUGAGGUUCCGGAUCGAUGGGAAGAACGUGUUUGAGCAGCCAAUCAAGACGACCAUGGCCAAACUGCUGAAGGACAGGCCCAUGAUUGACUUGUAUCGGCCGGUGGUGGACCGGGCUUUGGCCAGCAGGACCGGACAUCUGGACCUGUUUCUGCGGUUCCUUUUUGGCCUGGUGUGUCAUGGCACAGAAGACCACCUCAGGGGCCUCCUGAUGCCACAGUACCCGCCGGCCCCACGUGGGAUGGACGAGGUGGAGAAAUUCGUGAAUAAAAAGAUCAGAGAGAAUGCGUCGCCGGAGAGGUGCAGAAACCUGCAGCUGUGUUUGGAUGAACUGAGGGAGGGUAGAAAGAAGGACUGAAGCUUAUGAGUGAGAAUCAAAUGUCUCUGGAGUGUCUGUGUGUUAUAUCCAAAGCAAUUACUAUUUAGAGUGCAAUUAGUCUGUACUAAAUGUUUGCCUCACAGUUUACAAAUACAGCUGUUGAAAGAAGUGUUUAACAGAAAUGAUGAAUGAAAUUUUCCAUUACAUGUUGUCUCAGCCCAUUAGUCAGAGAUUUAGCCAAAGUCAGGCCAUGCAGACUGUCUGGAAGGAGAAGCCAAAGUCAGGCCAUGCAGACUUUCUGGAAGGAGAAGCCAAAGUCAGGCCAUGCAGACUAUCUGGAAGGAGAAGCCAAAGUCAGGCCAUGCAGACUAUCUGGAAGGAGAAGCCAAAGUCAGGCCAUGCAGACUUUCUGGAAGGAGAAGCCAAAGUCAGGCCAUGCAGACUUUCUGGAAGGAGAAGCCAAAGUGAGGCCAUGCAGACUUUCUGGAAGGAGGUUUGUCCACGUAAGGGGCUCUGUGGUCCAGGGCUCUGUGGUCCAGGGCUCUGUGUCGUCUGGUUCUGAGGAUGUCAGCUCUCUGGGACUAUUGGUGCUGAGUACAUUUUUCAAACUCAGCCUCUCUCACACACUCACACACAGACACACACACAUAAACACACACACACAUA